Molecule: messenger RNA, 3001 nt
Organism: Platichthys flesus (European flounder)
Lineage: Eukaryota; Metazoa; Chordata; Actinopteri; Pleuronectiformes; Pleuronectidae
Product: N-acetyllactosaminide beta-1,3-N-acetylglucosaminyltransferase 3-like
Exons: 1
Coding region: 1-1143 (380 amino acids)
Cellular component (GO): membrane
Molecular function (GO): hexosyltransferase activity
Source: RefSeq, a predicted model, not a curated record
AUGGGAAACGUCCGCGCCAAAUCAUUGUUGCUGGGGGUUUCUCUUGGUCUGUUGAUCCUCUAUCUCAGUAAAGAAUUUUCUGCCAAAAGAGCCAUUUUGAUCCCGAAAACUGUGAGAGAGGGGAGCAGUGAAAUGAGAAGAUCCACCAUGAACAUCUCCUACGUAUACUCCUUCCCAAAAUGCCAACAAAACACUUCCGCUGCCAAAGUGGAAAACUUCAGCUCUCUUCCUCUUCAUAUUCAAGACUUUCUCUACUAUAAACACUGUCGACAUUUUCCCAUGCUGCUGGACCUUCCUGACAAAUGUGGAGGAGCUGAUGAAUCUGCACAGGUCUUUCUUCUCCUGGUCAUUAAAAGCGUCCCUGAUAACUUUGAACGCAGAGAGGUACUGCGCAAAACCUGGGCUACAGAAAGGCUGCACAAUGGUGUGCAGAUCCGAAGGAUCUUCCUCUUAGGAUCGACGGGUUCUGGUUUUGAAAGAGAGAGAAUGAAUAGACUUCUUGAACUGGAACAAAAUGAGUACAAUGACAUUCUUCAAUGGGACUUUAGAGACACGUUCUACAACCUCACUUUAAAGCAGGUACUCUUCCUAGAAUGGAUGGAAAGAAACUGUCCAAAUGCUCGCUUCUUGCUAAAUGGUGAUGAUGACGUUUUUGCCAACACAGACAACAUGGUUGAGUAUCUCCAAGGCCUUAGGGACAAUGAUGGAAGCAAGCACCUCUUUACUGGAAAUUUGGUCGAGUUCUUGUGGCCCAUUAGAUCACCAGGGAGCAAGUACUAUGUCCCAGUACAAGUGCAGGAGUCAGAGUCUUAUCCCCCUUAUUGUGGUGGUGGAGGCUUCCUCCUGUCGGGCUAUUCAGCUAUGGUCAUAUACAACAUGUCCAAGUCCAUCCCUUUUAUUCCUAUUGAUGAUGUUUACAUGGGGAUGUGUAUGGCCAAAGCAGGAUUAGGUCCAGCUCACCAUAUGGGUGUAAGGACAUUAGGAAUGUACAUUCCCUCGCAUAAACUAGAUGAAUUUGAUCCCUGUUAUUAUAAAGAGAUUUUACUGGUGCACAGAUUCCUUCCAGCAGGCAUCUAUCUAAUGUGGCAAAGAAUAAAUGACCCCAAUCUAAAAUGUGAAUCAGCAAAGAAAUCCUUUUGGUAGGAUUAAGCUCACUGGUGGUGUCAAUACCCUGUGAUCAAUUGACAGCAGGUCUAUGACAAAGCCUCUAAUGUCACUGGUAGAGGUUUAACCUAAACCAGACAACAACAAAAAACCAUUCCAUACCAUGACAGUGACACAGAGUACUUAUGUUUGCAACAUAAAUUUAUAUUUGCAUGAUAUUUUGCGAGAAUUAUUGUCCAAAUAAUAGUGAAAUGCUGAAACAUUGUUGCCUUUGCGAACUGAUGUUGAUCAGUUUUAACUUUUUUGGAUCCGUUAUUUAACCAUUUGAAUCUGGCACCUGCUCUCCAAAAGAAAUUGCACUGUAUCUCUAAACAAAAAAUAGUUGGGGUGCCCUCAAUUGGCCAAUUUAAGGAUUAUUUUACAAAGUUGACCUCAAUGUGGCAGCCUGCCAAGUUUUGUGAGUUAUUGAACAAACUCCUUAAUAGGGGUUCUUUCUAAAAAGCCGUAAAGUGGCAGAACCUAAAGAAUGGGCCUACUCUGGGAAAAUUGGGGAAAACCAUUCAAACAUAAGGCCCCUGGAUAGCAGUUAACCUAAGCUUAAUAAGCACAGCCAGUCAGGUGACUUAAAACAUUUUAUAUGGAAGGUUAUGCCCAUUAUGUUUGUAGGUUGUCCCACACUGACUGUAAAAAGCAGGGAAGAUACAGGACAGGUGUCCUCAGCCAAACAAAUAUAGACCUACAGUACGGCACUGCAAUGCAAGUGUAUGGCCUGUUAAUAAUGUUUUUAUUGUGUUAAUUUUUUUUUCUAUAUACGAAAUAUAAUCACGACAAUGAAGAGGGAAAGUGGUUUCUGACACAACAUUGUUGAAGAUCACAGAUUGUACCAUUUUAUUAGUGGGUGGGCCUUUUAUGAUGAUUGCGUCUGGGUGUGUGUGUUUGUUGGUUUCGUUGGUUUGUGUGGCUUUGGGUUAAUGUUUUGACUGGAGCUUGGUGUUGGUCCACAUUUCUGACUACCAGCUGAAUCAUGUUGUUUGCAAAUUGUUCAAAAAAACAUUAACAACCAGAAGUUGGCAGUACCGUAUAAUGUUUAAUGUUGUGACCAAAGUCUUGUUCUCUGUUUUUUUAAACUAAUGUUGUGAUGUUAGUUUAUAUUUCGCUUGAGCUCAUAUAUGUACAGUUUCCUUUAUUUUUUUACUAUAUCUUGUGUAUUUAUGUCUGAACAAUAGGUUCAGAAGACAAGAUGAUUUGCAGACUGACAGUAUUAUGCACUGUCAUUUACAAAACAACAUUCAGGUUGAAGUAAUAAGGGGGGGCAGUGCAUCUCAAGUCAGGACUCAUAUGUACAGAAUGAUUAGGGCAGGGUUUUUCCUUAUAAGGGUUGAAACAAGUCCUUUUUGUUCUUUAAACAGUCUAUUCUGUAGAAAUCGAUUUUUAUUCUUAAACAUCAUAAAAAAGGAUAUAAUUUGUCCUAUCUUAUACUUAUCUAAGUCAGCCAUUGUUAUUCUUGUGAGAUGUUAAAACAACCCUUCCACAAAUGUAACAUGCACUUUCUACACCUACCUUUAUUCUCACAGUGCCUCGACCAAAUUAUGUUGAAAAUGUGUUUAAAUGUUGUAUUAAAUACAUGUUAAAAUAACUUCUGAAAAGAGUAAAAUAACUCAGGGUUUUGGAAUGAAGCUGCCAUGUAUGGUUACUAUUAUACAGCGUUGUUGAUUGUUGUUUUUUUGUGUCAUAGUCAAGAGCUGCCAACAUGUCAUCGUAUUAAAACAGUGAUGGUAGCGGUAUUUUUAUGUACUGUGAAUAUUUAUGUUUUUUUUUUCAAAAGGGAACAGGGAAUUUGUGAAUCUUUGCAAAUAGUGUGUUUAAUUAAUUAAAGAGAAGAAUGCACAUGAAUCCA